This is a messenger RNA of Alligator sinensis (Chinese alligator), 1686 nucleotides long. RefSeq names its product SH2B adaptor protein 1 (gene SH2B1). Gene Ontology annotation, molecular function: transmembrane receptor protein tyrosine kinase adaptor activity. Gene Ontology annotation, cellular component: plasma membrane. The annotation marks the transcript as partial. Gene Ontology annotation, biological process: intracellular signal transduction. The transcript is spliced from 9 exons. The record is from RefSeq and is a predicted model, not a curated record. NCBI's taxonomy places the organism in Eukaryota, Metazoa, Chordata, Crocodylia, Alligatoridae.
CCCCGCCGCUACGCCCAGAGCUUCCUGGAGCACUUCCAGGCCGAGCUGCGCGGGGCCGAGGCGCCUCCCUCCAGCGACCCUGCUGAGACCUGCAGCGACUCGUCUCCAGGGGAGCUGGCGCCUGCCUCCGGGCUCUCCAGCAGCCAGUCACGGAGCUCCGAGGACGUCUCUGCGGCAGCCGGCAUCCCCCCACCCAGCACCAAGCCCAAGCUGAAGAAGCGCUUCUCCCUGCGCAGCGUGGGGCGCUCUGUGCGGGGCAGCGUGCGCGGCAUCCUGCAGUGGCGCAGUGCCCCUGACACCCCCCCGCCCACAGCCGCCGGGAGCCCCGAGGAUGGGGCUGCCGGGGGCAGCAACACGAACUCAAACUCUUCGGGCGGGGCAGAGGGGGAGCGCUGGACCCACCGCUUCGAGCGGCUGCGGCUUGGACGGGCUGCCCCUGCGCUGGGUAACAGCCCUGCCGCCCCCAUGCCUGCCGUGCGCCGCGAGGGACUGCUCAACUACAUUGUGGCUGACGACGGGGCAGGGGCGGGGGCCGGGGGGCGCCCCCCGCGCUGGCAGAGGUGCCGGCUGCUGCUGCGGCAGGCAGGCAAGGGCGAGGGGGAGGGCUUCCUGCUGGAGUUCUUCGUGCCUCCAAAGUCGACUAAGCCGCGGGUGAGUGUCCCUUGCAGUGCUGUGACGGCCGCUCGUGCCACCACACCCCUCGAGAUGCCUGACCGGGAGAACACCUUCGUGCUGGAGGCAGGGCUGGCAGGCGAGUUUAUCCUUGAAACCGUGGAUGCGCUGCAGAUGCGCUCGUGGCUUGUUGACAUCCAGGACUGCCUCAGCCCCAGGGAGGAGAUGGGCAGUGUGGACCCCCCGUUCCUCAACCACCACGCAGGGGGGCUGCCCAGCCGGGACCCUCCCCUGGUGCCCAGCGACAGCAGCGAGCAGCUCUCCCAGGGUGCCUACGGGGGUCUGUCCGAGCGCCCCUCGGCCUCCAUGUCCCCAGGCUCUGUUGCCGCCUCCUGCUUCGGCUCCCUUGAGCUGCUGCCUCCUGAGCUACCCCCCCGCGUCCCCCUCGACGAGCUGCCCCCUCUGCCUCCGCCCGGGCUGCCCCACAGUGAUGCCUCUGAUGCCACAGGUACUCAUCUCUGGUGCCAGGCCUGGAGCUCUGGGGGUGGCUUCUGUGGGGGGGGGGGGGGGGGUGGCGCCAGUGCCCAUGGCGUCUUCCUGGUGCGCCAGAGUGAGACGCGGCGUGGGGAGUUUGUCCUCACCUUCAACUUCCAGGGCAAAGCCAAGCACCUGCGGCUGUCGCUGACGGAGGAGGGGCAGUGCCGUGUGCAGCACUUGUGGUUCCAGACAGUGUUCGACAUGCUGGAACACUUCCGCGUGCACCCCAUCCCCCUAGAGUCAGGCGGCGCCGCCGACGUCACCCUUGUCAGCUAUGUCGUGGCUGCCCAGCGCCCCCACGGCAGGGACCGGGGUGAUGCGUGGACUUGCGCCUGCAUGCAAAGCUAUGUGCUUGCUGCACGUGUGCGGACGCGCCUGUGCCAUGGUCCUGUGCCGCCUCUGGGUUGGGUGCUGCACUCCCUGCGCUGUUGCCCUAUGCGCCCGGAUGAGGAAGACGAGGAUGAGGAGGAAGAUGUGGGGGAUGGGGCCGAGGGGGCCUGGGCUCGGGCCGUGCACAACCAGUACGCCUUCGUCUGA